This is a messenger RNA of Actinia tenebrosa (Australian red waratah sea anemone), 850 nucleotides long. RefSeq lists its product as uncharacterized. NCBI's taxonomy places the organism in Eukaryota, Metazoa, Cnidaria, Anthozoa, Actiniaria, Actiniidae. The record is from RefSeq and is a predicted model, not a curated record.
AUCCUCUUGCUCCGUACACAGAAAGCGCAAUAUGCAAUUUUUUAGCGCACGCAUGAUGAUUCACGUACGAAUGGCAUGAAAAAUGCCGURUUUUAUGUUGGAAUGCGCAUCUUCGCUCAGCAGUUCAUGCAGCAUGGAUGCGCAGCAAGUCCGAGUAUAUUUCUUUUAAAUAUAGUCGCCUGGAUAUUGCUGUUUGUCGCCUUUAUUAGGCCACCACCUCAACAAAAAUCUUUUCCCUUACAACAUCGUCUUUUUGAAAAUUUUCACGGGGAAGUAUUUCGUGGUAGAGAUGUGUUUUCUCUUAUAUCAGGCUGAGCGCACCUCUUCUGGCGGAACACUGGUGAAACUCCUAUGUCGUUUCUCAGACYUGCGAACGAUAUCCUCCCARCCUUGCARAACUUAACGUUAGACGGGCAACCCCGUGUACGCCAGAGGAGACUGAAAAUAAACGUAGUUAACCAAGUUCUGCUUGUGAUGUUGUGGUUACGUAAACAUUCUCAUAUAGACACUUUAGCACUGUGGUUWGAUAUAGACCCUACGUCCGUUAUCCGCAUUAUUUACAGGACGUUACCAGUAAUGUGGAGAUAUUUUCAAAAUCAAAUCAUCUGGCCGAACCUCGCGGAGUGGAGAAAUCUAAUGGGCAGCUGGCCAGAGUUACCAAAUGCCGUCGGUGCUAUAGAUGCAACCCCGCAUGAGAUUUAUUGCCCUCUGGCGGAGCCUCAGCGACAAUUUUACAGUGGCCAUAGCCAUUAUCACUGCCUAAACACUCAAUUGGUAAUGGAUAAUGAGGGCCAUAUUCGGUUUCUUUUUUCUUUCGUGGAAAUCAUUUUUAUGUAUCUCUGAUCUUCGA